Messenger RNA from Verticillium alfalfae VaMs.102, 861 nucleotides. RefSeq names its product aminotransferase. The record is from RefSeq and is a predicted model, not a curated record. Gene Ontology annotation, molecular function: L-2-aminoadipate:2-oxoglutarate transaminase activity. NCBI's taxonomy places the organism in Eukaryota, Fungi, Ascomycota, Sordariomycetes, Glomerellales, Plectosphaerellaceae. Bases 1 to 861 code for a protein of 286 amino acids. The transcript is spliced from 2 exons.
AUGGUCACCCGAACCCCGCAUCUGAUCAACCUGCUCCGGGGCUGGCCCUCGCCGUCCCUCUUGCCGGCGGCCGCGCUCACAGCAGCAGCAGCCCGGGCCCUCUCCGACCCGACCAUCUCCGUCCCCGGCCUCCAGUACGCGCCCGACCCCGGCUUCCAGCCGCUCCGCGAGGAUCUCGCCGCGUGGCUGGGCCCGGUCUACGGCGCAGCGCCCGAAGCCGAUCGCAUCUGCAUCACCGGCGGGCCCGGCAGAACCCUCGCCAAAAUUCCUCCCCAGUUUCAAAAACCCCGGAUUGUGGCGCCGGGCGUGCGCACGGGCUGGGUGGCGGCGACGCCGGCGUUCGCGUACGGGCUGAGCCAGACGGGGGCGAGCUGCAGCGGCGGCGCGCCGAGCCAGCUGGCGGCCGUCAUGGUGUGGGAGCUCCUGCGGUCGGGCGAGCUCGAGCGGCGGCUCGUCGAGGAGUCGAUCCCGCAGCUGAGGGAGCGACAUCGACGCGUCCUCGAGGCUGUGGAGGCGCUCCUCGUGCCGCUGGGCGUGGCGGUGAGGCGGUCGAGCCUCGCCGGCGCGGAGGUGUAUGGGGGGUACUUUGUGUGGCUGACUCUGCCUGAGGGCGUCAGGGGGGCGGAUGUCGCGAACAGGGGCAAGGAGCUUGGUGUGACUGUUGGUGCUGGGGAGAAGUUUGAAGUCGCGGGGGAUGAAGAUGGCGCUCGGUUCGAGAGGGAGGUCCGUAUAUGCUUCUCGUGGGAGGAGCUUGAGGACGUUGUCGAGGGAGUCAGGAGGCUGAGCCAUGCGGUGAGGGAUGUGCAACAGGGCAAGUCUGUGGCUGGACCCAAGGUUGAUGCGACGUACAUUGAGAAAUGA